This is a messenger RNA of Wickerhamiella sorbophila, 1338 nucleotides long. RefSeq names its product Squalene synthase. Gene Ontology annotation, molecular function: squalene synthase [NAD(P)H] activity. The record is from RefSeq and is a predicted model, not a curated record. The coding region runs from base 1 to 1338 and encodes 445 amino acids. Lineage: Eukaryota; Fungi; Ascomycota; Dipodascomycetes; Dipodascales; Trichomonascaceae. Gene Ontology annotation, cellular component: endoplasmic reticulum membrane. Gene Ontology annotation, biological process: ergosterol biosynthetic process; farnesyl diphosphate metabolic process. The transcript has a single exon.
AUGAUUUCCCUCGACGAGCUGCUGGUUAUUAUCCAGCUCAAACUGAGCCGGCCACUGCACCCGGUUGGAACUAGAGGACGUGAUUUAACGCGUUGUUACGAGCUUUUGCGACUUACGUCGCGGUCUUUCGCCUCGGUCAUCGAGCAGUUGCAUCCCGAGCUUAGAGAUGCUAUGAUGAUCUUCUACGUGGUGUUGCGGGGCCUCGACACGGUCGAGGACGAUACCGGACUUGAUAACAAGGUCAAAUUGCCUCUUCUGCGUUCGUUCCGCAAUGUGCUCAAAACAGAGGACUGGACGUUCCACGACAGUUCGGAGACCGAGAAAGAUCGGGUUGUUUUGCAGGAGUUUGACUGCAUUCUGCGGGAGUACCACAAAUUGAGGCCCGAAUACCAGGAUAUAAUUGCUGAUAUCACAGAGAAAAUGGGCAAUGGCAUGGCCGACUACAUUGCCAUGGAGAAUCAGCAAAAUUUUGAGGGCGUGAAGACGGUUGCUGAUUAUGAUUUGUACUGCCACCAUGUGGCUGGAAUCGUUGGUGAGGGUAUCACACGCAUGGCUGUUUAUUCCAAGUUCGGCGACCGUAAGCUCGCUGAGAAGGAAGACCUGUUUGAGAGUAUGGGGCUGUUCUUGCAAAAGACAAAUAUCAUCCGUGACUACCGUGAAGAUAUUGACGAUGGACGUUCGUUUUGGCCCCGUGAAGUCUGGAGUAAGUAUGCGGACAGUCUUACUGACUUCACCAAGAAGGAGCACACUGAAAAGGGUCUCCAGUGUAUCUCCGAACUGACCUUGCACUCUUUGCGCCAUGUUGAGCAUGUUUUAGAGUACCUGUCCGCUGUUCGUGACGAGUCGCUCUUCCGUUUCUGCGCAAUUCCUCAGACUAUGUCCAUCGCCACACUUGAGCUUGUAUUCAACAACCCCGAGGUUUUCCAGUCGAAUGUCAAGAUCUCCAAGGGCCAGGCGGCGAAGCUAAUUCUAGGAUCUCGGUCCAUGGCUGAAGUUUAUGCCAUCUUCCGCCACUAUGUUCGCAAAAUCCAUGAACGCAACAAGGUCACGGACCCCAACUUUUUGCAUAUUGAGCAGCGUUGUGCAAAAAUCGAACAGUACAUCAAUGCAAACGACAAAUUUAGCAUUGAGUAUAUCCGCAUGCAAGCCUUGCCCAAAUCAGAGUUUGAACGCGAUCAACUAGAUUCGGCAAACAAGGUCAUGUACACUGGCUUCGGUAUGUUGCUGGUCGUAUCGGGCCUUAUGGUUGGCAUUGCUUCAUACUUUAGCGGCGGUAAGGUCGGCCCAUCGCGGUUCAUUGCUGAAUUCAAAACCUUUAUUGAUUUUAUGUGGAAUUAA